GAAGCGCGGUGCAGAUACCCCGGUUGCCGCCGCAGCCGAGCAGGUGAGGCCGGCGCCCGGGCCGCGGGGCCAGCGUUUGGGCCCUGUCCUCUGCGAAGAUGGUGCUGCUCACGAUGAUCGCGCGAGUGGCGGACGGGCUUCCUCUGGCCGCCUCCAUGCAGGAGGACGAACAGUCUGGCCGGGACCUUCAGCAGUACCAGAGUCAAGCUAAACAACUCUUUCGAAAGUUGAAUGAACAGUCCCCUACCAGAUGCACCUUGGAAGCCGGAGCCAUGACUUUUCACUACAUUAUUGAACAGGGUGUGUGCUACUUGGUUUUAUGUGAAGCUGCCUUCCCUAAGAAGUUGGCUUUUGCCUACCUUGAAGACUUGCACUCAGAGUUUGAUGAACAGCAUGGAAAGAAGGUGCCUACUGUGUCUAGACCUUACUCUUUUAUCGAGUUUGAUACCUACAUCCAAAAAACCAAAAAAAACUACAUUGACAGCCGUGCUCGGAGAAACCUGGGCUCUAUCAACACUGAAUUGCAAGACGUGCAGAGGAUCAUGGUGGCCAAUAUUGAGGAAGUGCUACAGCGGGGAGAAGCACUCUCAGCAUUGGAUUCCAAGGCUAACAAUUUGUCCAGUCUGUCCAAGAAAUACCGCCAGGAUGCGAAGUACUUGAACAUGCGUUCCACUUACGCCAAACUUGCAGCAGUUGCUGUGUUCUUCAUCAUGCUAAUAGUGUAUGUGCGAUUCUGGUGGCUGUGAGCUAGUGAUUCCAGUCACUGAUCAGGAGAACCUAGAACCCAGCACGCAUAUGUUUUCAGGAAGCUGAGCCCACGGGGAUGUGUAUUAGAAUCCACAGUAGAAUCCAGUGGAACUUCUGCCCCUAAAGACGUUGCAAGAAACGAUGUGUCCUGAAAAUGAAAGGUCCGCCUCGUCUAAUGAAGCUUAGCCCUGUGUAGAAAGUCUCUGUUGGGGGCAAAGGCUUUCUCUGGGUGCUAAGCCAUAGAUGUUAGGGAACAGUAGGUUCUUGCAUUUUGUGUUUUCCUUCCCAGUGUUCUGUGUUUUUUAAGCAGCACUGACUGGGGCAUUCUUCCUCUCUAAUGGAGCCAUCAGUGAGAGUUGGCUUAACCAAACUGUGCCAGGAAGAUUCCAAAAUCCCAUCAGAGAAGCCAGCACUAGGGAACGUUUUUGAUUCUAAUCAACAUUCCUUUUGUUGGUGACACUUGUGAUUUCCUUUCAUCUGAAUUUUUGAUGGGCUUCAAACAAGACUCCAGAAUGUGAAGGUUAAUUGCUGUGCUGCACAGAUCUUACCUUCUGGCCCCUUUAGGAAAGUUAACCCUAUUUUCCUCCCCUUUCUUGUAUUUUGCUUAUUGCACAAUUGCUUUAGGAUUAAAUGAAUUAUAUUACGAUGCAUUGAAAUUAUAUUAUAGCACUCCUUGAUUAAGAAGGCAAA
Echinops telfairi (small Madagascar hedgehog) is the source of this 1437-nucleotide messenger RNA. It is a transcript of the gene SEC22B, whose product is annotated as SEC22 homolog B, vesicle trafficking protein. NCBI's taxonomy places the organism in Eukaryota, Metazoa, Chordata, Mammalia, Afrosoricida, Tenrecidae. The coding region runs from base 99 to 746 and encodes 215 amino acids. Gene Ontology annotation, cellular component: ER to Golgi transport vesicle membrane; endoplasmic reticulum membrane; SNARE complex. Gene Ontology annotation, molecular function: SNAP receptor activity. The record is from RefSeq and is a predicted model, not a curated record. Gene Ontology annotation, biological process: vesicle fusion with Golgi apparatus; retrograde vesicle-mediated transport, Golgi to endoplasmic reticulum; endoplasmic reticulum to Golgi vesicle-mediated transport. The transcript has 5 exons.